AUGGGGAAUUCGCCCUCAGCCUCUCCGCCCUCUCUGGAACUCCUUGCCGACCCCAUCGAAGAAUUGGAGGGACGGCUGUUUUGGCCUUCCCAGCCUUACGAGGGUCCCGUGAAGCUACGAUUCUGCUGCGAUCGAUGCAGCCAAGAAGCAGUGCUGUUGCAGCCGUACCCGGAAACCUGGAAGGACUUGGUGGGUUCGCGAGGGGAGUGCUUCGCUUGCGGCUCUGUACAGAAGAUCAAAACCAAGUUCAUCGAGGCCGGCACGAGGGAGCCGAUAUGGGUGUUCAAUGGGCGCGAUGAUCGAGUCCUCGCACAACAAAUACUCAAGUUCAUCCGAAGCGCUCCACCAUCCCACAGAUCUUACGAAGCUGGUUCGCGCGUUCAUUUCGAAAAGGUGCUGCGACCAGCAAACUUUCGAGGUGAGACGCUGACCAGCGAAUCUCCCACAGACAGCGUCCUCCCUCACGAUUUUUUGUGGGAAGAUGAGGCGCUACAACUGCCGCUCAAGGAGAGACACAAGCUCUUCCUCCAGACCGCCAGAAAGAACAUCAAGACGUGGGACAGGUUCAAAGUGAGAAUUGACAGACACAGCAACAUCCUUUCGCAAGCCUACAAGCAGUUUAGUGAAGUGGCGCCCAAUAAGAUCAGGGGAUCGUUUUCUGUCAAGUUCCUGGGCGAGGAGGCGAUGGACCUGGGCGGCGUCACGAAGGAGUUCUUUCACCUGGUCAGCGAGCAGAUGCUGGAUCCGCGGGCCAACCUGUUCAUACCCCAAGGACCCAACAACACCUUUCACCCGAGCCCAUCCUCUGCAAUCAAUGAGCUGCACCUGGAAUAUUUUCGAUUUUUUGGCCGAUUCCUCGGCAAGGCGUUGAUCGAGGAGCGAUUGGUGAAGGCCCCUUUGACGCGAGCCAUCUGGAAGCUGCUGUUGGGCAAACCGCUCACCUUUGAGGACUUCCAGACUGUAGACAAACAGAUUUACAUGCGACUGUUGCAGAUGCUUGAUUUCGACGACGAGACGUUGGAAUCGUGCCAUCUGGUGUUCGCGGCGGACAUCGACGACUUUGGCCAGCCGCGGACGGUUCCGCUGAAGGAGGGCGGUGAGGACAUACCCGUCACGCGGGACAACCUCAUUGAAUGGAUCUCCCUGUACAGCAGCUGGCGCAUGCUCGACUCCGUGGCACCCCAACUUGUACAUUUACUCCAAGGGUUCUACGAAGUGGUGAUCUCCCUGUUCAACGAAUUCGAGCUCGAGCAGAUCCUCUGCGGGCUGGGCGAAAUCAACGUCGAUGAUUGGCGAAAGCACGCCGUCAUGAUCGGGUAUCGGCGGGACGAGGAUAAGGUGCAAGAGGAUUGGUUUUGGGAAAUUUUGACGGAGGACUUCAACAACACUCAGAGAGGCCAAGUGCUCCAGUUUGUCACCGGCUCAGCCCAGGUACCUGUUUCGUUCCAAUACCUGCAUCCACGCUUCACGGUGGCCCUCGUGCGCGGUCUCAAGAAGGAUAGCUUCCCCUAUGGGCACACAUGCUUCAACCGGGUGGACUUCCCGGUGUAUUCGUCGAAGGAGAAGAUGCGGGUAGGCCUGCUCAAGGCGCUGGACCUUGGCCUCGUUGGCUUCGCCCUCCGCUGA
Acanthamoeba castellanii str. Neff is the source of this 1626-nucleotide messenger RNA. RefSeq names its product HECTdomain (ubiquitin-transferase) domain containing protein. The record is from RefSeq and is a predicted model, not a curated record. The transcript has 14 exons. NCBI's taxonomy places the organism in Eukaryota, Discosea, Longamoebia, Acanthamoebidae. Bases 1 to 1626 code for a protein of 541 amino acids. Gene Ontology annotation, molecular function: ubiquitin-protein transferase activity.